Molecule: messenger RNA, 1270 nt
Organism: Carlito syrichta (Philippine tarsier)
Lineage: Eukaryota; Metazoa; Chordata; Mammalia; Primates; Tarsiidae
Gene: MRO
Product: maestro
Exons: 6
Coding region: 1-744 (247 amino acids)
Cellular component (GO): cytoplasm
Source: RefSeq, a predicted model, not a curated record
AUGGACCAAACACAGAGGAGAAUCCUGGGCCAGCCCCUUCUCGGCUCUACUUCUCAGCCCCCCAAAAGGACAACAAUGAUAUCUUUCUUUUCCAAGGUCUCUUGGAAACCGAGGUUCCGGAAGCGGGAGCCUCUGAAGAAUGUGCUUUCCGUCUUGGCAGAAAGAGCCCGGGACCCCAAUGCCAAGAAGCGCUCCACGGCAAUCAGGGGCCUGGGAACCAUGGCCCGUGAAGCCCCUGACAAGGUGAGGAAGUAUAAGAAAACUAUCUUGGACCUGCUAGUGCAUGGAUUGUACGACCCUGUGAGCUCUGAAGUCAUCCACGAGAGUAUGAAGACUCUGACCAUCAUCCUGGGCAAGACCCAGGGGAAGGGGUUGGGCUCCUUCUUCACAGACAUCACCCUUCAGACCAGGACCUUUUUAGACGACGAGAAUGAUAACCUGAGAUACUCAGCCUUCGUAUUGUUUGGGCAGUUGGCUGCCUCUGCCAGGCGGAAGUGGAGAAAGUUUUUCACCGGUCAGGUCAAGCAGACACGGAGUUCCCUCCUGAUCCAUUUACGGGAUAGAAAUCCCCAGGUUGCCAAGGCCUGCAGAACAACUUUUCGAGCCUGUUCUCCAUAUCUGAAACCGAGGAAGGAAUACAGCUUCCAGAGUGAAGAAGAUCAAAGAAACCCUAAACUCUGCCGACAGCUGAGCCACUGCCAUCCUGAGCUCCUGCAGUUCUUCUACGCAAAUAAGAUUCUGUAAUUGCAGCGCAGCAGGGAAAUGCCCCCGUGUGAGCAGAUUGCUGCGGCUGUGUGCUCUCCUUUCAGGAGUGUGAUGGAAAGGAAGACGUCAGGAGAGCAACAGGUGGCCAAAACAGCACCAUGGACUUUGUGAUUAGGCUUGAAGCAGACUUCUACGUUGCUUUCACGUCCCUCACUUUUCCCAUAUAACUUGAUAAUCAGGUGCAAACUUUCUUUAAAACGUUUCAAGCGUAUGUAGAGGCAUUGCUUAUCUCUUGACUGUUUCCUUCUUAAGUUCAUCCCUGUCACCUGCCUUUAAUCGUUAAUAUUUAAUUUAUGAGGCUUAGUAGAAUAAACUUUAAGUUUUCUAAAAAAAACUUUAAGUUUUCUGAAAAAAAAUACUUGCAGUUGAUACUUUGCUAUUUGCUAUGGAUAUCUUUUCUCGGCAAGAUUUACUUGAAGUUGGCCAAGACGCUGGCAGAUUUCCUUUGAAAAACUUGGCCAUGGCAGGUCUUUCUGCCAUGAAGCUUUCUUUUGCUCUUCUUUCU